AUCUAGGUAUGUCUUCAAGUCCAUAUCUCCUACCAAACUAACACCAUGAAGAACACUAUGCGUUUCAUCAGCAUCCUCCCCUCCAUCCUGUUGAGCGCCGCUGUAGCCGCCGCGCAAGGCCCCGCCGAGCCCAAUUGCGCUGGUUUCCCCUGUGGUGCUGGUGGUGAUGAAUACUGUAUGAACUGGUGCAAGGAGGACCAGCACCGCCCUAAUGGCGGCAUAUGUGUGACAUUCGAUAUGGAUGCGAAUACCUGCGACCAAUGUUACUGCAGCAUAGACUAGUGUAUCAAUAAGUUGAUUGAUGAAGGUAUGGCCUAGUGUGAGGCCCUAGAAAAUAUGGGUUGGGGUGG
Messenger RNA from Aspergillus novofumigatus IBT 16806, 350 nucleotides. RefSeq lists its product as uncharacterized. The record is from RefSeq and is a predicted model, not a curated record. Lineage: Eukaryota; Fungi; Ascomycota; Eurotiomycetes; Eurotiales; Aspergillaceae. The transcript has a single exon. Bases 46 to 282 code for a protein of 78 amino acids.